AAACACAGAUAAAUGGCGGGUGUUUUCACAAUCUCCAGUCCCAUCAGUUCAGGUUUUAGUGAUUGACUGCUUAUUAGAGGACAGAACUCAAAAGUGAUGGAUCGUGAUGCUGAAUGGGCAAGUGAAACUGAGCAAGAAGAGGAAGACUGGAUGGACACUAAAUGGAAUGACCCCGUUGUUUCAUACACAUGCAAGGCUGGCGAAAAUAGCGCUGACAGACCGUGUGAAAAAGCACAGUCAAGUGAUGCAGUGAAGUCGUGCGUUGCAGUACAGUCACGUGAUAAAGCACAGCUGAUGACCGGCAUACAGCUGAACGACAACAAGGCUGGAAUGGAAGGACUCGACAAAGAGAAAAUAAACAAAAUUAUCUUUGAUGCUUCCAAAGGUUCCAAGUAUUUUGAAAAUGAGAGAAAGAAAGAAGAACAGUUGAGCAGACGGAUUAAAGAACAGAGCGAGAGGAUGAAGCGCAUCACAGACUCCGCGAUUCAGCAGGCAGCAGUGGAGGCCGACAAAUUGUUGGAGGAGUUGGAGAGCAGUAGAAAGCUUGAUCGUGUUAUAGUGCAUGUUGACAUGGACGCGUACUAUGCAGCUGUUGAAAUGAGAGACAACCCAUCUCUCCGAGACAAGCCUAUCGCAGUGGGAGGUAACUCAAUGCUGUCUACUUCCAACUACCAUGCCAGAAGGUUUGGUGUGAGAGCCGCGAUGCCUGGCUUCAUAGGAAAGAAACUGUGUCCAGAGUUAAUUAUUGUGAAAGCCAAUUUCAAACAGUACACAUCAGUGAGCAACCAGGUUCGAGAGGUGAUGGCGCUGUAUGACCCCAACUUCUGUCCCAUGAGUUUGGACGAGGCCUACCUCGACUUCUCUGGUCACCUCGAGAAAAGAGAAAACAUGUCUGACGGUGACAGAACGGUUAGAUGUCGCAUGUGUGACACCUCAGACACAAACGUCUGCCUUUGUGAUUUGAAUUUUUACAAAGAUGCUGAUCUUGCCAGUGGUGAAAAUGUUUUAUUACAAUCACAAAGACAAGAGGAUUUAUGCGAUGGGGAGACAACUCUGAAUUCUCAGCCUGCUGAGAGGGAGAUAACUCCUGUACAUAAUAGGCUGGAGGGGAAGAGCUGUCUGCAGUGUGGAAAUCCUUGCCCGCCGUUUGAGGAGAAAGUCUUUGACAGAUCUGUAGAGGGCGCUGUCUGUGAGAUGAGGUGUCGAAUUGAACAAAGAACUCGACUUACAGCCAGUGCAGGUAUUGCUUCCAACAUGAUGCUGGCUAAAGUGUGCUCUGACAAGAACAAGCCGAAUGGACAGUACAGAAUACAGCCUACGAGAGAGAGUAUUAUGAAAUUUAUCAAAGACUUACCCAUCAGAAAGAUUCCCGGAAUUGGUAAAGUGUCUGAGAAGAUGCUGAAUGGUGUCGGCGUGGUGACCUGUGAGGACCUGUUCCACAAGAGGGCGUUACUCUACCACCUGUACUCCCCCAUUUCCUUCCACUACUUCAUGAGGAUCUGUCUGGGAAUGGGUUCAACAGUUGUUGAUAGAGAUGGAGAAAGAAAAAGUAUGAGCACAGAAAGAACAUUUGUAGAAAUCAACCAGACUGCAGACCAUUAUAAGAAGUGCAGUGAACUCUGUCAGUCGUUGGCUAGUGAUCUACAAGCGGCAGAACUAAAGGGUCGUACUGUCACCCUGAAGCUGAAAACAGUGAAGUUUGAAGUGAAGACGCGGGCUGUAACUUUACCUCAAUACACCUCGGAUUUCCACGCUAUAUAUGCAGCAGCAAGCGAACUUCUUAAAACUGAAAUCCAGAAUGUGGCUCCACACAAACUUCAGCUUAGACUUAUGGGUGUGCGCAUGUCAAAUCUUGUACAGCAACGACUGAGUCAGUCUGUAAAACAGGACACAAUCACUGGCAUGUUCAAGAAAAUGGUGUCCAAGCCACUUUCUGUCAACAAGAGUGAUCACGGGACAACUCUAUCUGACAAGUGGGAAGAUGCAUCUGAUUUUGUUUCAGAGUCUACAUGGACACUGAAAGAAAAUAUCCACACAUCAACACGUGUGUUAACUGAUAUUACAACCAAUAAAACACUUACUGCUGAAUGCUUCCAAGCAGACACAUCAGGUGUUGGCAGUGAACGUGAUAGUAAUCUGUCUGAUGGUCUGAGCAUGAAGACAGCAACAUGCAAACAUUUAUUUAACAGCAAACAUCAUUCUGCACCGAAAAACGAGAUAACUACAUGUAGUGCGUCACAAGAAAGUGUUGCUGAAACUGUACAAAAAGAUGAUGAUCGUUGUUUACAAGAAAGUGUUGAUGAUACUUUACAGGAAAGUGUUGAUGAUACUUUACAAGAAGGUGUUGCUGAUACUUUACAAGAAAGUGUUGCUGAUACUUUACAGGAAAGUGUUGAUGAUACUUUACAGGAAAGUGUUGAUGAUACAUUACAGGAAAGUGUUGAUGAUACUUUACAAGGUGUUGAUGAUACUUUACAAAAAGAUGAUGGUCGUAGUUUACAAGAAAGUAUUGCUGAUAUUUCACAAGAUAAGACUCUGAGUAUGGAGAAGUACGAGUGUCCUGUUUGCUGUCAGUCAGUGGUCUGUAAGAACCUCAAUUAUUUCAAUGACCAUGUCGACAUUUGUUUAUUUAAGCAGAUCACUGCAACAAGCAACAGCCAAGCUAUUUUAGAGUCCUGUACUGCAAAUCGGGGUGAUGAUGAGAAUGGCAAAAGUGACUCUGCAGAUGAUGCUGAAAAUGGGAUUAUUGUAGAAGAUAUCGACAGUAUCACUGUUUCAUCAGAGAAAAGAAACAGUAACAGCAGUAUUGUUUGUUCAGCUGCAGGAAACAGUGGUGAACAUAAAAGUAGCUGCAUGAAGACCAUGACCUCUGUUUUAUCUAUGAAAGACAGCAGUGAAAGUAAAAGAGUUAUUCCAUCUAACACACCUCAUGUUGAAAACCACUCCAUAGGUACAGCUAAGCCAGGCAUUAGUGAUUGUAAGACCAAUCAAAGUCCAGCUGCAGAUGAAAUUGUUGUGGUACCGGAACAGAGCACUCUUGCCAAAUGUGAUAACAAGAGAAGAUAUUCAUGUCCUAGUGAAUGGGAAGGUAACACUGGUAGUGGUAUAGUUUUCGAACUGGGCGACCAACAGUUAAAGGGUUGUGAUGAAGAUGAUGUGGUGUCUUUCUUUGUGUGUCCGGUGUGUAAUGCUGAGAAACACGACUGGAACAUCGUGGCUUUCAACCAGCACGUGGAUGCGUGUCUGAGUGGGACAACAAUCAAGGAGAUUCUGCAGGAGCAGGAGCAGAACCACAGGAAAAGCAAAAGAAGUUCCAGUGAUGUCCACUCCGGGAGUUCGGCUAAGAAAGGAAGACGAGUCAGUUCUAAAAAUACUCGAAACAUCAAAACGUAUUUUACUGCUUGAGUGUCAAAGUUAACAGUUUUAUUUUCCGUCGGCAGCAGGAAAACCAAGUAAUCAAUUUGUACUCUUCCACCUGGCAAGUUUUAGGAGAGCAGCGAAUCAAUCAUCUUGCAUUAAACUUGUAAAUAUCAUACAUUUGUGGCACUAAAGUCUGCACACCUGAGCAUUUGUUUAAGUUAAAAUCUUUCUUUAAAAAUAUUUGUUUCACUGCCAGAGUACAGUGGAACAAUAAAUGUGUUGCUACUUAAAGUUAAAACUUAUUAUUAUUUUUUUUUUAAACUAAAGUACCGGGUAAUGAGCACUUUUUUAGU
Gigantopelta aegis is the source of this 3713-nucleotide messenger RNA. Its product is annotated as DNA polymerase kappa-like. Gene Ontology annotation, molecular function: DNA-directed DNA polymerase activity; damaged DNA binding. Gene Ontology annotation, biological process: error-prone translesion synthesis. Lineage: Eukaryota; Metazoa; Mollusca; Gastropoda; Neomphalida; Peltospiridae. The coding region runs from base 97 to 3405 and encodes 1102 amino acids. The record is from RefSeq and is a predicted model, not a curated record. Gene Ontology annotation, cellular component: nucleus. The transcript has 13 exons.